AUGGCCAAACUUCGUGCCCAGCAGAAAGCCUCUACGGAGACGACCGGGGCAUGCUUUCGCUUGAGUACGUCCGGAUGGAAGCCGCGUGAAAUGGCAUCCCUGUUGUGGUGUUUCGCGACGCCAGCAACGAGGAGGAGACUUGCCUCGGAUGUCACCGGUGGCUAUGCCUCGAAAAGAAGCAUGGAAUUUGAGGCGCAAAGCAUUGCGAACCUGGUCUGGUAUUGUGGGGUGCUCCAUUUGCAGGGUGCAGAAGCAUCUGGUGCUCUAGCUUCUGGAGGCAGGCGGCAUGCUGAGCAGUUCUAG
Molecule: messenger RNA, 303 nt
Organism: Symbiodinium natans
Lineage: Eukaryota; Dinophyceae; Suessiales; Symbiodiniaceae
Source: the annotation of a GenBank genome assembly